Adineta ricciae is the source of this 1071-nucleotide messenger RNA. NCBI's taxonomy places the organism in Eukaryota, Metazoa, Rotifera, Eurotatoria, Adinetida, Adinetidae. The record is from the annotation of a GenBank genome assembly.
AUGUAUUCACGGCCAGCAGCUCGUUUGAUUAGCACAUUUGCUCGUCGAACAUUAACAACGCAAGCACGCAAUAAUGGUCGACAACAAUAUCAAUGGUCACGUGCACGUUGGAACUAUGCUCGUACAGCCACAACCGGUUUCGCUGCUGUGACACUUUCCGGUGGUAUUGCUUUUGUUUUACACGCAUCAACAGCUCCCGGUGAUAACAAAAGAGCAACACCAUCGAAAGUUGACUAUGACCAAGUACGAAAAUCCAUUAGUGCCCUAUUAGAUGAUAACAACUAUGAUGAUGGAAGCUAUGGACCAUUAUUUGUGCGAUUGGGUUGGCAUGCUAGUGGUACAUAUUCACAUAUCGACUCAACUGGUGGUUCAAAUGGUGGCUGCAUGCGAUUUGAACCGGAAAGUGGUUGGGGUGCAAAUAAAGGAUUAAAUUUGGCACGUGAACGUUUAGAAAGUGUUUAUCGUGCUCAUCCCGGUUUAACUUAUGCUGAUUUGUAUACAUUAGCUGCUGUUGUUGCCAUUGAAGAGAUGGGUGGCCCAACAAUCAAAUGGCGUCCAGGUCGAGAUGAUCACAAAGAUGGGAAAAAAUCGCCAGCUGAUGGACGUUUACCUGAUGCUGCUCAAGGUGCACAACAUAUUCGAGAUAUUUUCUACCGUAUGGGUUUCAACGAUCAAGAAAUAGUCGCAUUAAUCGGUGCACAUUCACUUGGACGUUGUCAUCCAGAUCGAAGCGGUUACGAAGGACCUUGGACAAAUGCUCCAACGACAUUCUCCAACGAAUUCUUUCGUCUUUUGUUAGAAGAAAAAUGGCAAUUGCGUCGAUGGAAAGGUCCCAAACAAUAUGAAGAUGUAAAAACCAAGACCCUGAUGAUGUUACCAGCUGACAUGGCAUUGAUUGAAGAUCCUGAAUUUCGUAAAUAUGUUGUUCAAUAUGCUACAGAUGGUGACAAAUUUGCCAAGGAUUUUGCUGCUGCUUUCGAAAAAUUAUUAGAAUUAGGUGUGGAAUUCAAAACCACAGAUGGCAGCCGCCAUGGCAAAAACGAAUCAUUUUGGAAACGAAUUUUUGGUUAA